Dibothriocephalus latus is the source of this 1047-nucleotide messenger RNA. NCBI's taxonomy places the organism in Eukaryota, Metazoa, Platyhelminthes, Cestoda, Diphyllobothriidea, Diphyllobothriidae. The record is from the annotation of a GenBank genome assembly.
AUGAUGACUUCGAUUUCAGUAAUUCUGUUACUUGUCCUGGGCAACUUUGUUAUGGCCAACCAAAAUGAGCUGGCUGGUGAUAUGACAAAAGCCGUCGGUCGGAUCGCACCCUUUAAAUACCUGAAUCCAAGUCAGGCAUGGUUUUACGCAUUCCUCAAUCGAUGGCCCGAUUUGAAGAAUUUUUUGUUCGGGCCUCGGAGUAACUGGAAAUCAAAGGGCGUUUCUGGGGAUGCAAUUCAGGCCUAUUUCGAGCAACUGGACAAGGUCCUCACAAAAUAUGGAAUCAAGGACAAGCCCGAGCAUAUGUGGAUUGUCGAUGAAGUUAGCAUUAGCUGUGAAAACCAACCUCCGCGCAUUCUUCCCAUCGGAAUUCAGCGGUCUCAGUCGGCAAGCUACUGGAAUCCCACUGUGGCGAUGAUUGGUGCGGCGAGCGCGGCGGGCGAGAAAAUUCCCCCAUUUCUCAUAUAUCGAGGCGAAUCCAUAACAACAAAAAUGAUGGAAGGAGCGGUGCGAGGCACGAAAUUUGCCAAUUCUCCCUCUGCUUGGGUGAACUCAGACGCAUUUAUUCAAUGGUUUUUGAAACACUUCCGACCAAUCGUCUCUAAGAGGCCUCUGAUACUCCUGUACGAUGGACAUCUACAGUUCGUCAGUGUCCGGGUCCUUGAGAGGGCGCGGGAAGAUGGCGUACUUCUCUUCCCCUUACCACCUCACCCAGCUUACAAUCAUUGCGUAGAAAACACGUGUUUCGUCACAUUUCAGCGGGCGCUGAAUUCCGCCAAUAUGAUUGCCCUCUUUGAAAAGCUUGGCAUAUGCCCGUUCAAUAAUCUGGCUACCUCCAUCGGCACCUACCUCCAUAUAGCCGACGACUACGAUUCACUGAACCUUGACUCCGAUCCCGAUGGUUUCCCAGAACAGUGUACCGUUGGCGUCAAUCCACAGUGGCCCGUUUCCAACGUUAACGCUUUUCCCGAGCCUGUCAGUACAGUUUUCUCCAUGCAGAAUUAUUCUACUCAAAGCCAUCCCGCAUCGUACGCUUCUGCUGGUAUC